Molecule: messenger RNA, 148 nt
Organism: Trypanosoma cruzi
Lineage: Eukaryota; Euglenozoa; Kinetoplastea; Trypanosomatida; Trypanosomatidae
Product: 30S ribosomal protein S8, putative
Exons: 1
Source: RefSeq, a predicted model, not a curated record
CAAGAUGAUGCGGAGACUGAUGAACACACACGGCAUUCACAAUCGUCUGGUGGUGUACAUUUGCCGGACGGCGGACAAUCGCGUUAUUGACCACAUACAGGCGGUAAAGGAGAAUGUUGGUGGGCGAGGGCUGAUUAUGGUGCAUUAG